Babjeviella inositovora NRRL Y-12698 is the source of this 1596-nucleotide messenger RNA. RefSeq names its product glycoside hydrolase family 18 protein. NCBI's taxonomy places the organism in Eukaryota, Fungi, Ascomycota, Pichiomycetes, Serinales. Gene Ontology annotation, cellular component: extracellular region. The record is from RefSeq and is a predicted model, not a curated record. The transcript has a single exon. Gene Ontology annotation, biological process: carbohydrate metabolic process. The coding region runs from base 235 to 1374 and encodes 379 amino acids. Gene Ontology annotation, molecular function: chitinase activity.
UUCCUGGGUUGUCAGGUGAAUGGUGGUAAACUUUCCUUUCGUAACGUAAUAAAAAGCCAAGUACGCUCCUUUGACAUUUCUGACAUUUUCUGAGAUUAUCGGUUGGUUUUUGCAAACAAAUAUAUAAGUUCUUCUUCUCUGUUGCCUGAAGCUUCUAUCGACAAGAGUCAUCACGUAUCUCUACACAUUCUUUACACCCCUUUCUACACUCAUUUUUACUUAAUACCCACUCCAAUGUUGUCUCUUAUCAAGUUGUUGAGCGCGUCUCUUGCGCUUCCACUCAUCCAGGCUGUCAGUGCCUUCGACGCCAGUUCCAACUCUAACGUGGCCGUCUACUGGGGCCAGAACUCCGCUGGUACCCAGGGCCGCUUGAGAACCUACUGUGACGAUAACAGCAUCGACAUUUUCCUCCUCUCGUUCUUGAAUGAUUUCCCAGCCACCCCGUUGGGGUUGAACUUCGCCAACGCUUGUGGUAACACCUUCCCAGACGGCUUGUUGAACUGUGACCAAAUCGCCGAAGACAUCACCUACUGCCAGUCCAAGGGUAAGAAGGUUUUGUUAUCCUUGGGUGGUCAGGCUGGUACCUACGGAUUCACCAGCGACGCUCAAGCCACAGCCUUUGCUGCCACCUUGUGGAACACCUUCGGUGAAGGUACCGCCUCUGAAAGACCAUUCGGCACCGCCGUCGUCGAUGGUUUCGACUUGGACAUUGAAAACAAGAACCCAACCGGUUACACCGCUCUUGUCGACGCUUUGCGUACCACCUACUUCCCAAAGGGUACUAAGCAGUACUACAUUUCCGCCGCUCCACAAUGUCCAUAUCCUGAUGCUUCUCUUAGCGAUGUCUUGGCCAACGCUUACAUCGAUUUCGUCUUUGUCCAGUUCUACAACAACUACUGCAGCUUGGCUGGUACCCUGUUCAACUGGAACACCUGGGCUAACUAUGCCGCGUCCGUCUCUCCAAACAAGAACGUCAAGAUCUACGUUGGCUUGGCUGGUUCCUCUUCGGCUGCCGGUUCCGGUUACGUUGAUGUUGCCACUGUCCGUAGUACUGUCAACAGUAUUGGUUCUUCUUCUGCUUUCGGUGGUGUCCUGAUCUGGGACGCUUCCCAGGCCCAGGCGAACAACAAUUUUGCCGCCUCCAUGAAGUCUAUUCUUCUUGCCAAUGCCAAGCCAUCCUCCACCGUCACUUACAAGUCCGCCCAGAUCACCUCUAACCCGGGCAAGGACGUCACUUCUAUUGCUACCUUCACUACCGUUAACCCUGACCCAUCGUACUUCACUUCUACCAACUCCGAUGGCCACGCUGUGGUUUACCACUACAACACCAUCUACCAGACUACUUGGUCCACCGUCUACGUCACUGAGGCUUAAGCCGACAAGACUCUGGUCUCUAGCCUGUGUUCUAAGGGUCUCCAUUUUCACUAUUCCUCGUCCUACCAAAUCGCUACAUUUGACAAGAUGGAUUUGCUUGAUUUUGUUAACCUUUUCUGUUCAUUGUCUUGAUACCCCACUUUUUUUUACAUCAUCCUACUAAAUAAGUUGCCUUAAAGGCUGCCAUAUGCUUAAAACUUAAUAAAAUAUGUUUAUUUUAUG